AUGAGGCUAUGGAAAAGGGCCACCGGAGCUCUGAAAGACAAGUACAGCAUUUGGGUUGCAAAGAUGUCACCGUGUGGCCCUUGCCGGAACCCUGAUCUUGAAACAUUCAUCAUAAAGGCCACAAGCCAUGAUGAACAAUGCAUGGAUUAUAAGAACGUUCAAAGAGUUUUCCAAUGGCUACGUACAUCACCAUUAUACCUUAAACCUCUUUUGUAUGUACUCUCUAUGAGAAUGGAAAAGACUCAUAGUUGGGUUGUUGCUCUUAAAGGGUUAAUGCUUGUUCAUGGCAUUUUUUGUUUUGACCUACCAAAUGUUCAAAAGAUGGGAAGGUUGCCUUUUGAUUUAUCACACUUCAGUGAUGGUCAUGUAAACCCUGAAAAAGCAUGGGUUUUCAAUGCUUUUGUUCGUUCAUAUUUUGCAUAUUUGGAUCAGAAAUCUGCUUAUGUUCGCUUGGGGGAAAAGAAACAGAACAAAUAUGGGAAGGAAACAGAGGAGACAUUGAUGGAAGAGCUUCAGAAUUUGGAAAAGUUGCAGCGUCUUAUUGACAUGCUUCUACAAAUCAAGCCUCGGCAUCAGAAUAUGAAUGUGGUACUUAUUCACGAAGCCAUGGAUUGUGUUAUUGAUGAGGUUUUGGAAGUUUAUGGUAAAUUUUGCAAAGAUAUUCGUAGAGUGUUGUUGAGGGUAUGUGAUAUAGGUGGGAAAGAAGAAGCACGUGUUGGGUUUGAUGUUGUGAGAAAAGCUGAAAUGCAAGGUAAUAAGCUUUCUUUGUACUUUGAUUUUUGUCGAGACAUGGGUGACCUUAAUGUCUCUGAUUACCCUGAAAUUGUGAGGAUCCCUGAAAAUGACAUUCAUGAACUCGAGAGAAUAAUGAAUGGGGUCUCUGAGAAGAAAAGCUUGGAGGGUAAUAAUGGUGAUGUGGUAAAUGAGGACAAGGCCAUUGUGGUUAGAGAUUGCAGUGGCACUGUUAGCAUUUCUGAGCAGAAGCAAUCAGAGAAAGGUUUGAUGACUGUGAUCACUAACAAAUGGGAGUUAUUUGAUGAUGAUUUAUUAGUUGGGGUUAAAGAAAAUGCUUCCAAUGGUACAAGUGCUAUUGCUAAUGCUACUACUAACCCUUUUCUGGAAUCUUAUAGCAUUGUACCUUAUGUUCCUGCUUAUAAUCAUGUACUUCCAGAUCUAAUUUGUUUAUAA
Gastrolobium bilobum is the source of this 1188-nucleotide messenger RNA. Its product is annotated as putative clathrin assembly protein At1g25240. The transcript has a single exon. Gene Ontology annotation, biological process: clathrin-dependent endocytosis; vesicle budding from membrane; clathrin coat assembly. NCBI's taxonomy places the organism in Eukaryota, Viridiplantae, Streptophyta, Magnoliopsida, Fabales, Fabaceae. Gene Ontology annotation, molecular function: 1-phosphatidylinositol binding; clathrin heavy chain binding; SNARE binding. The coding region runs from base 1 to 1188 and encodes 395 amino acids. Gene Ontology annotation, cellular component: clathrin-coated pit; clathrin-coated vesicle. The record is from RefSeq and is a predicted model, not a curated record.